AUGACGACGAUGCCGCAUUAUGUUGAAUUUGACCCCGAUGGCGAGGUUGUUUUGAUUCUAUACAACAUGGCUGAAGACCGAGAUCAAGAUACGCGGAAGACUCCUUCAGAGAGUACGACCAAAGCUGAAACUUCGGCUGAUGUAGUUGACGGCACUCAGCCUGAUGAGAUUUGA
Molecule: messenger RNA, 174 nt
Organism: Endocarpon pusillum Z07020
Lineage: Eukaryota; Fungi; Ascomycota; Eurotiomycetes; Verrucariales; Verrucariaceae
Exons: 1
Coding region: 1-174 (57 amino acids)
Source: RefSeq, a predicted model, not a curated record